This is a messenger RNA of Melanotaenia boesemani (Boeseman's rainbowfish), 761 nucleotides long. It is a transcript of the gene nppc, whose product is annotated as natriuretic peptide C. NCBI's taxonomy places the organism in Eukaryota, Metazoa, Chordata, Actinopteri, Atheriniformes, Melanotaeniidae. Gene Ontology annotation, biological process: cGMP biosynthetic process; receptor guanylyl cyclase signaling pathway. The transcript has 3 exons. Gene Ontology annotation, cellular component: extracellular region. Bases 238 to 603 code for a protein of 121 amino acids. The record is from RefSeq and is a predicted model, not a curated record. Gene Ontology annotation, molecular function: hormone receptor binding; hormone activity.
GGUAGGGAAAACAAAGAAUUGGCGAGGAGGACCGUUACGCAGGUUGCCAUGACAUCAUCAUGGGUUGGCUAUAUAGCAGUGAGGACUAAUGCUCAAGAGUCAGAGAAGCACUUGAGCAGCUUUGGAGAAAAGGGCACGCUCAAUCUUACGUGUAACAGCUGACUGACUGACGCCACCGUUUCUUCUUUCUGAACUUCUGCGCAGAGGAGUUGCUGCACGAGUGCUAGAUUUGUCAAAAUGAACUUGUCAUACUUGGUUGCGUGUGGACUUUUGGUCACCCUGCUUUCAGAGAAGAUGGGGGCAAAACCUUUAACUCAAGCGCAGCAGAAGUCUCUUAGAAGUUUGCUUGGCGAGGAGCUGGCUGAGUUUCUGGAGUCGGAGGAGAGAGAGAGGAGGCUAGACACUGUGCGCUCAAGGAUGCGGUUACUGCGAGAUUUACGGAUGGACACCCGGGCCAGAGGGAUGUGGGCUCGUCUCCUUAACGACCAACCCGCAACGAGGAGACACAAAGCGGGGAGCAAGAAAGGGGGUUCCACGUCGCGGAGUGGCUGCUUCGGACUCAAAAUGGACCGGAUAGGAAGCAUCAGCGGCAUGGGCUGCUAGGGCUGGCGCAGCGUUGCGAUGAUCUCUGGACGAUGGGGCUGGACAACAAAAGUUGACUUUGUUCUCACCUGAGGAAAAAAUAAAGAAAGAAAAAAAAAGACAUCACCUGAUGAUUUUCGGUACGAUAAUGACCAUGACCAGCAUUAACAAAGACUGAG